Messenger RNA from Closterium sp. Yama58-4, 1608 nucleotides. The record is from the annotation of a GenBank genome assembly. NCBI's taxonomy places the organism in Eukaryota, Viridiplantae, Streptophyta, Zygnematophyceae, Desmidiales, Closteriaceae.
AUGUUUUUCGGUGCUCGAACCAAUCGUAGAAGAAGCAAUCGCGGUGGUAGAUCAGGUGCUACCAAUCCCGGUGCUACCAAUCCCAGUGCUGCUAAUUCCACUGCCACUAAUCCUAGUGAUCCAAAUUCCAGUGCUACUAACAGAGCGACCCCCAGUGCGACUCCUGGUGCGAAUCCCACUGCGACUCCCACUGCGACUCCCAGUGCGACUCCCAGCGCGACUGGUCCCAGCGUUACUACAGGUCCAGCACCUACGACGACUCUCAGCACGGCGAGUCCGAGUGCUGCGACGGCAGUAGAUCCCAUGAUGAAUCCCGAUCCUGCCAUGGAUCCCACUGCCAGCACGACACCGUUUCUCUCCGCUCUCGCGUCUCUCGCCCUGCCACCUAUCCGCAUAACGUCUACCCGUGUGAAGCUGCCAGAUGGCCGCCACGUGGCGGUGUGUGAGUGGGGCGCGGCUGCCAGCGAUGCACGUGUGACCAUUGUUGUGCUGCAUGGCACGCCUAGCUGCAGGCUCGUGGGCAUUCCCAUGAUCAACCCCUCUCUCCUCCUCGCCCGCAAAAUCCGCAUAGUCUCCUUCGAUCGCCCUGGAAUCGGCCAGUCAGACUACCACCCGGGAUGGACCCUCCACUCCUCUGCCUCCGAUCUUCUCUACCUCGCGCCUCUCCUCUCCCUACCGCCCAAGUUCUGGGUUCUCGGAUACUCUGGAGGAGGCCCCCAUGCCCUCGCAGCUGCUAGGUUCCUGCCUGAUCGCCUGGCGGGGGUGGUGCUGUGGGCUGGCGAUGUGAAUCCGUGGGAUCUGGUGGCGGCCAUGGUUGGGGGAGGGGGGAUGCGGGCGAAGCGGGGAGUGGCGGCAGGGGAGGGCAGGGGGGAGAGUGGUGGGGAGCGAGAGCAGAGGAGAGGUUUCAGGGAGUGGGGUGCGGCAGAGGAGAGCAAGGAAACGAAGGAGAGCAGUGGGAGCAGUGGGAGCAAGGAGAGAUCAGAACCAUCGUCCAUGCUCUCCAAGCUCCACAAGCAGUGGUCCGCAUGCCAGCAUGCAGCUCUCUUCGCCCUCUCUCUCUGGGCCGCCCUGCCUUUCCCUGCGCGCCUGCGCUUCGAGUGCCUUCGCUGGAUCCCCCCCAGUGUCGUCCCCCUCCUCUGCCCGCUGCUCUUCCCGCCGUCCCUCGUUCGCGUGCUUGCGCCUGUGGUGCUGUCGGAAACGGCUAUUCAUCGUGCGCUCAUGUCGUAUGUGCAGUGGGCGGAUGCACAGGCGAUUUCCCAUCCCCACACCCUCCACAGGCUCGCAGCCACCUGUCAGGAAGCCCUGUACCAGGGGAACGUGCAGGCAGUGCUGGAGGACCUGCUGCUGCCCGCACAGCCCUGGGGAUUCUCCCUCACGGAUCUCAAGCACUUCGACUUCCCCAUCCACGUUUGGCAGGGCACGGAGGACCAAGAUGUGCCAGUGCUGCUAUCAGACCUGCUGGCGCACCUGCUGCCGUGUGUGUCGCUGCACCUGUUGCACGGCCACGGCCACUACUCGCCCUUCACUCACCCUGACUUCCACCGCUUCGUCCUUGAUACGCUCUCACCUGCUGCUGUGCCUGCUGCUGCUGUUGCUGGAGAUUCCUAG